This is a messenger RNA of Bemisia tabaci, 7095 nucleotides long. RefSeq names its product protein FAN. Lineage: Eukaryota; Metazoa; Arthropoda; Insecta; Hemiptera; Aleyrodidae. The record is from RefSeq and is a predicted model, not a curated record. Gene Ontology annotation, molecular function: protein binding.
GUUGCCUGAAGUACAGUGUUUGUUGGUUUGGUACAACAACUAUUAGUUUUCAGAGUAUAUAUUUUCAUAAUUUUAUGAAUAUGAGUAUCUCAUGUGAUACUCAUCCUGAGUUUCUCAUCAUUUCUAAUGUUUGUUUCCUUAACAUUCCACAAUUCAAUUAAUGAAUUGUGUCCCUUAUCAACGAAGCAACUGUUAGUCUAUACGUCCGUGCUGAGAGCUCAUCAAAAUGGCAAAAAUGGAUAAAGAAAGAUUCUCCUUGCUUUUAUUGGAGCCAGGGGAGUACUAUUUUGAAGAUUUCAGUGUGUUUCUGGAACCUGAGAAGCAAGACUCACUUGAAGAUCUUCAAUUUGGUCGACUAAGAGUUUGCUCCAAAUCACUCGUGUUCGAUCCAAAAAAUAACUCUGACCCGAUCAUUAAAAUCCCACUCAAGGACUGUGUAGAUAUUAAAAGUGAUAAAGGGAGAGUAGACAGUAACCAAAGAAUAAUUGUUGACUGCUCUUCAUUUGUUGAAAUGCUUGAAGGCAAUGUUUUAGCACCGUAUACAUUUAAAAGUCUGCGCAGAAAAUUUUAUUUUACUCUCCUGUAUGCUAAGGUAGAUGAUUGUUUACCUCACAUCUCUCAACUUCUGCGCGCAUCAUCUCUUCCCAUAGCAGAGCAGAAUCAAAUGAUAGCGGCAAUCGCUUAUGCUCGGCAGUGUCGCGUGAAAUUCAAGCCCAUAUGGCUGGAAGACAUGUUCGAAAAGAUAGUGUUGGAGACCAUUGGGAAUAAAAUCACACCACUAGUUGUGAAUCCUGGUCGCAUAGUCCUCUCCUCUAGUAAUUUGUAUUUUCAGCCUUUCAACAACAUGGAGCCACAUGACGUACUCAAAAUUCCCUUGUCGGACAUAUCAAGAAUCAUCCGUCGCAGAUUUCUCUUGCAACAAGUGGGUAUUGAAAUCUACUGUAAGGAGACCUGUUCAGUCAAACACUUGUAUCUGUCUUUUAAAACUUGUGGAGCAAGAGAUACUCUCUACAAUUGUCUUCUAGAUCAACCAGAACUUCGGCUUAGUCAUGCAGAUCAGGAAGUAAUGACACUGCAAUGGCAAAGCGGCGCUCUCUCCAAUUAUGAUUAUCUUCUUUAUUUAAACAGUUUAGCAGAUAGAAAUUUUAAUGACCUCACUCAGUAUCCUGUCUUUCCAUGGGUCAUUGCGGACUAUACUUCAACAAAAUUAGACUUGAAGAAUCCGAAAUCUUUUAGAGAUCUCACAAAACCUAUAGGUGCUUUGAAUCCUGAGCGGCUCAGUAGACUAAAGGAGCGCUAUAAUGAGAUGCCGAAUCCCAAGUUCCUGUACGGAUCUCAUUAUUCAACUCCAGGAUUUGUUUUAUUUUAUUUGGUGAGAAAAUACCCUCACUAUAUGUUGUGUCUUCAAAAUGGUCGCUUUGAUCAUCCUGAUAGAAUGUUUAACAGUAUCCCAGACAUGUGGAGAAAUGUACUAACUAAUAUGUCUGACUUCAAAGAGCUAGUUCCUGAAUUUUAUGAUUCCUCACAAGAAGGCGACUUUUUAGAAAAUCGUUUCGGAAUCCACUUUGGUUAUAGGCAUGAUGGAAGUCGUGUAAAUGAUGUUGCGUUACCUCCAUGGGCUUCUGGACCAAAAGAUUUUGUCACAAAGCUUCGGAGUGCGUUGGAAUCUGACUACGUCUCAGCACAUUUACAUCACUGGAUUGACCUAAUUUUUGGGUACAAACAAACAGGUGUUGAAGCUGAGAAAGCAAAUAAUUUGUUUUAUUACUUGUGCUAUGAGGGAGCGGUCGAUUUGGAAUCAAUAACCGAUUGGAAUCAGAGGCAUGCCCUGGAAGUGCAGAUAAUGGAGUUUGGUCAAAUACCAAAGAAAGUUUUUUCAGUUCCACAUCCUCCUCGCUCCACUACCAACAUCUCUAGUAUUACAUCCAACAUUACACCUUGCCCAGGUAUCACGCAAGCAAAUGGUUAUUGGGGAAGUGUUGAAACUCUGAAACCGUGUUUGAAAGCCCUUACGCACAGAGAAGCUGUGACAAGUACAGCACUGACAUCAGAUGCCCGACUUGUACUGUCUGUUGGAAGAGACACAGUUCUUAAAAUGACAAAUGUAGCAAGUGGAAAACUGGAGCGAAGCAUCAUUCUUUCUUCAAUGACUCUUUCAUCUGUUAUUAUUCUCCCUGACGACCUGACAGUUAUUGUUGGAUCGUGGGAUAGCACAAUCAUUGUUUAUGAUAUUAAAUGUGCCCGUACUAUUGACACAAUUCAUGGUCAUGAAGAUGCAGUCUCUUGUAUCGGCUGGAACCAAGAGCGGAAAAUUCUCAUCACAGGUUCAUGGGACUGUUCGGUACGGAUUUGGCAGGCGCAGUAUCCAUGGUCACCAAUCAAAGCGGCUUCGACACGUCUUGCCAACCUGGACCAUGAUUCACGCGUGAAGUGCCUCAGUAUCUGUGAAACUUUAGUUGCAAGUGGAACUGAGGACGGUGAGCUGUUUCUGUGGUCUCUUGACUCUUUUCGUUUGGUCAAAGAGCUUCCAUCUCAUUUUGCUGCCGUGAAUGACAUCUGUUUCAGCCCGGAUGAAACAAAACUGAUAUCAUGCUCUAAUGAUCAGUGGUUCAAAGUGUUUGAUCUCAGCUCCGGGCUCGAGGUUUAUGCUAAGAUGCUCGAGCAAGAAUUGAUGUGUCUGGCAUGGGAUGGGCUUAAUCUCCUUAUUGGAGAUACGAUUGGGGCCUUGUAUGUCUUUGAUUUGAAGACCGCUACGAUUAAAGAUAAAAUUGAAGCGCAUAAAGAGGCAAUCCUCACUUUGGCUGCAUCACCAUGUAAGCCAGUAGUCGUGUCUGGUGGCGAGGAUCAUAGAGUCAUAAUAUGGGACCGAAUAAUUGCUCACUAGUUAAUUUCAUCUCAAUAACCAUUUGAGUAAUUUUUUUUCCAUAUCUGUUUAAACAGACUAUUCAUUUAUGCGGUCAAAUUAAUGAGUCCUGAUUUGUUUCAAGUAUCUGAGGAUGUUAAGUGGUAGCCCAAUAGUAGGAGGGAAAGAAAUAACCCUUUUGUUGGUUUUUUUAUCUUUCAAAUUGAAUUAUUACGUGUCGAAACUCCUUAAACAAAACAAUUUAUCUUGUCUUAAGCAAUGGGUCAGUUGAGUCCUUUUUCUUUUUGGUAUGUGUCAUUCAAAAGUUUUAAGUGAUCGUAGUUUACUUUUUCAGAACGACAACUGGGAGAAAAAUGCAAAAAAUUAGGGUAGCGGAAAAAGGGGUUUGAACUGCGCGCCCUUUGAUUUUUAAUUUAUGCGUCACAAUGAGAAAGAACUUAUAAGAAAGAAUACACUGCGACAUCGACAAGUGUUAUUGAUCUGCAGAAAGUUAAGACUAGGUUGUGAGAUUUUGACUAAUUCAGCUGUCAGCUAAGGUAUUUAUCGGAUUUCCUCAUUGCUGCAUUCACUAAGAUCCUUUCUUUCAAAAUGUUUAAAGAUUAUUCAAACCCCAAAAAACUAACCUAACUUUGAAUGAGAUGUCAAUAAUGAUUUGAAUGGCAGCAUUAAAAGUAGUUAGUAAAUAAGCAAGCAGCAUCCUCCCCCUCCCUCCCUCAUUUCUCUAUCUGUAAUGCGUAAAUUUAAAUUGUGAUGGCGGUAAUGAAUGGGACGCUUUUUUUUAUGAUGAAUUUUUGGUAUGAUUUUGUGUGUGAUUUCACCAUACACAUCGUUUUUCUUUCGAAAACUCUGUAAAUCAACUAUAUCCAGCCCAAUCCCUCCCAAAGUCAACUGACUUAUUUAUACAUAAACUUCAUACGUAGUAGCAUGGUUUAAUUGUCAGUGCCGCCAAAAAUAAUUGUGUGAACUCAAUGGAUACCCUUUGAUGCUUGUGAGCAUGUGGUUUUUUUUAAAAAAAAACUGGACUGCAUGGAUUGAAGCUCAUCAGGUGUCAAUUUACCAUUAUAUGUUUUCUCGUCUAAGCUCAGUUGCACAGAAAAGUUGAGUAUCUUAUACAGUUCAUUGCAUUGUUUUCUCCCAAGUUGUUGUUUUGUAAACGAAACUUUUUCCAACUUUUUUGCUCAUUUAGAUUGGUUAAUAUCUCCAAGUGCGAGUAGGGGUUUUUGAUAUAUCCUUAGCACCCGAGACUUGAAUAGAAUUACCCUUUGAUUUAUUAAAACCUUUCGGUUAUUGAAGUUAUCACUGUAGCAGUCACUUACCUAAAAAUUUUUUACACCAGCGUCCGGGCAAAUGAUAAAAGAAUGAAACAAAAAAACGUAAAGAAUGUAAAUAUUUGAAUAAUGAAGUUUUAGAACUUUAGUCUCUUAGACUCUAAGUUUUUUUUGUUAUUUUGAAAGAAGAAACCAUUAAUUUAUCUCAUAUGAAAACUAUUUAGAAAUCAUAGGUCAAGAACUGUAGACGCGACUCAUGGAAUUGGGCUGCAUUUAUACCAUAUUAUGUCAGAAACUUGGGAGUUUUCUAAAUAUAUACUGUUUUCAGAUGGUAAAUUAUCCCUGGCGUAAUGAAGUUCUUCCUAGUUCAAAGGAUUUGUUAAAUCCAACUCAAAAGAAUUUAGAUCUUAAAAAAAGGGAAAUAUUAGGCUGAAACUUCUUCAUUUGCGGAGGAAAUGGAUUGAUGAUUUUUCCCCCUUUUCUCUCACCCCCUGUAAUUCCAAUAUCAGCCUAUCAUUCUGUGCAAAUUUUUGCCUUCGUCCGAACCAAAUUCACAAGCCUUGUAGAUGUCUCUCCCUGCAUACCCUUUAACUAAAAUAGAAAGGGUGAUUCUCUGUCAAUGAUCCCUCACUCUCAUGUCAACAGAUGCUAAGUCUUUGAUCCAGCCAAUUUAAGUGAGUCCCUGGCACUUCAUUAAAUGUUGGAACCACCCAGUGAGAGCAGUAAAUUUUUGGAUUUAAGUUGUCAGUGUAAAAAUCAGCCAGUGUGCUCUUGUCUGUAACUCUUGUCAGUUUCAGAAGUCGUAGAGCAGGCCCACAAUCUUUUUGCUGGACCGAUAAAACGUAAUGUUGUCUCUGGAAAAACUCUGUGAAGAAGAAUGUUCUAUGGCGACAAUUUUCACAUGGUUUCUCUGGAGAGUUUGGGUAAUACUUGGAAAAUAAAUGUAUCCAGAAAAACGUCAUCAUGGGAUGUGACUGGAAUAAUUGAAAAACAUUCACAGGCCAUUUUUUGAGAAUCUUCUCAGUUUAUGUUGCUUGAACCCUUCCCCUGUAAAUCAUUUUGUUUUCCAGUAAAACUUUAUAUCUAUUGAUUAACGUGUUUAUUUUUAACUUAAAUUUUUAAGUGUUGAAGUUUGCAUUAAGAUGUUUUAUUGAUAUUUUUCUGAACCUGCCGUAUUUUUAUAUUGAUUGUAUUUUUUGAACUAUCUCAUUUUUAACUAAUAGGUCUCCAGAAGCUCCAUGUACUUAUGAUGAUAACAUAUUCUUUAUCGUAUUGUGAUAAUUUUUUCAUCAGCGCUUCCUUUCAUAUCAUGGGCUGGUUUUACCCCUCUCCAGUCUUAUAAAAUUUGUAAUUCAUAGAAUGGAUAAUUGCGGUAAGUUUUGUGAACUAGCAUUUUAAGAACUAUUAGUUUUCAAUGUAAAUGUUACUCAAAUCAAAUGGCUCAUUUCAUUUCAUUUCAUGUUAUUUACAUGAAGUUCGUCUCUUUCUCUUGCAAAAAAAUGUUUUUAUUUCAUUUUGGGUCUCGUCUAGCAGCUGAGUUAAGUUUCUGUUAUUACCUAAUCGUGCGUAAAGCUUCAACUUCCUUUAAACCUCACAUUUAUACUCACAUGAUGCGUUUUUUCACUUGAUCAAGUUUUGAUUUUCAUCUUUUACCAUGAUGGAAAAAAUAGAAAUCUCUAUCUGAGAGAUAGAGAUGUUCUCUAAAAUAAGCAAAGAUGAGCAGUAAUUCGAUAUUUUAAAUGAGAUUAAUCACUUGAAGUACAGUUCGACCUGUCAUUCGGAUGUAAAAAUAUGCAUGUGUAAUAACUGGGUCAUAAAUCUGUAUCAGCAGCUCCGUAAUGAAAGAUAGGUUUUUUAAUGACUCUCAUUCUCUGAUGAAGGAUGUAUACCUGAACUUGAUCAUCCUCAGGUCAUAGAUUUACGAUAUGUUUGGCAGGGCAACUCGCAUUUUGAUGACAAGCGAUGAUUUUUUGAAAGGAAAACUCACUCUUUUGAGGUUCUACUGGACCAAAUUCAAUGUUGUAUAACUCAAUAAAAAGUCGAGAGGGUGCGAGUGGUUUUCAGAUAUUUUUUACUGAUUGUCUCUUCCUAUAAUAAUUUAGGAGAUGUGAAAUCUUGAAAUUUACUUUUUAAACGACUUUCAUUAAUAAACAAUACUCCAUCUCUGGAUAAUACUUUGAUUUCUUUUUUUUGUAUGGAAGUUCCUGUAGAAAUUCUCCCUAAAAUGAAUAUAUUUUUUUGAUUAGUGUGAAUGUGAUAAAGUACCUACUACACCUCAAGUUUCAGGAGGUAGCAAAAAUUAAUUUUUGCCUUAUAGUUUUAUUUUUGGUGUAAUUUCCGUAGGAAAUACAAUAUUGCGUUUUAAAGUUGUUUUAUCAUUAUUAUAUUGUUUCAGUUUUCUAGUCGUAUUAAGUAAUCUUUAUUAUUUUAGUUUUAAAUGCCCUUGUACCUUGUUAUUAACAAAUUCUUCCCAAUUAAAUUCUCAAGAGAGAAACUGUCAAAAAUUGAAAUGCUCGUUUCAAUGUUGACUUCUGAUGUUGGUCUUUCAAAUAUUUUACAGUUUGGUAGGUAGUUUUUGUCAGUGGUGAACUUGAAAAUUGUAAAAAUCACACUUGAAACCAUGCAGUUCAAAUUAGUCGUUGAAUGAGGAAAUUCAUGUUUUCUUUUUUAUUGAAUUUCAUUUUGAAGUAAUUUUACAUUUUUUGUACGUUUUUAAUAUUUCCUGCUCAAUUUUUUUGGCUUUAAAGCUCUCUCAACAAGUCCUGUAUCUUUGUAAGCUCUUUAUGAAUGAUCUGCUUUGUGAAUGAAAACUGUUAUCUUCCUGGAUGUUUCAACUUCACUGUGAGAUAUUUUUCAUUAAAAUUACCUGUAUAGUUGACAAUUGAAUUUAUAAAUAUUUCUGUUUCAUCUCUUCAGGAAAAUUAAUUGUCAAGGCACAAAAUAAAAUUGUUUUUACUCAGUUUA